ACAAAAUAAUACAAAUUAUUUUAAUAUUAAAAUAAUUUCAUUUAUUUUAUUAAGAAAACAUCGUCUGCUGUAAAUAUAAGUCGUCUGCUAUACUGCCCCGUCAGCUUUAUAAAUCGUCUGCUAUAUUUUGUUGAUACACAAUUUACCUGGUUACGCUCGAUAGUUUUUUCUUACUCGAGCAUAACGUGUACCCGGUAUGGUAUAUAUAAGGCAAAACCCGUGCAGAAACUCACUCUUUACACGUCUGCAGUACAGAUUGACUGGUUUAAAACAUUUAUCUGCUAUCUACAUUGUCAAAUUAUGCCACGUGGCCGCGGAUGCGUACGUCCACAAAGACUGUCGCGGAACAACACCGCCAGACAGCCCGAGCCAGCAAGGAGCGCAACAAGGAGCCAACAACCUUCAAACAGAGGGAGGAAACGAACGGCAGAGGUCCCGUUGGAAGAUUUUGUUGAUGAGAGGGUGUCGCAAACGAACGCUGUUGAAAAAAUUCAGAGAAUUAGCUCCGGAAGCAGAUCAGCAACCUCACCCAGUCCCAGAAUUCCUCUGGAGCGUCUUCGAUUUAGAGCUCGAACAUUGUUACAAGGUGGAUUAGCGCCAAAUACUAGAUCAACAUACGAUACAGCGUUGAACGCUUUUCGGAUAUUUCUAUCCGAAUAUAAUCUGUCAUUACAAUGGCCAAUUUCAAUUCAGAAUAUUGUCUUUUUUAUUUCGUAUUGUUUUGAGAGGGGCAUGGCUUCAAAAACUAUAACCACAUAUGUUGCCGGCUUGAAUUAUUUUCAUAAACUUUCUGGUUUUUACGAUAUAUCAAAAAUAUUCAUGGUUAGCAAACUGCUUGAAGGUUGCAAAAAAUCUCGUAAAUCACAUGAUAAUCGGGCUCCGAUAACAAAACAGGUUUUGAAAAUUUUAUGUGACAUGUUACCAUUAUGUUGCUACAAUGCUUACGAGACUAGAUUAUUUACCACAUUAUUUAUAUUCGCAUAUUUUGGUUUAUUUCGCAUAAGUGAGCUGGUCGUUCCAAAAGUACUGGAAAGUCGGGACGUACUAUGGAAUUCGGACAUAUCAAUUAUAGAUAAUAGCAAGGUGCUUAUUUGUCUCCGUCAUUCAAAAAAUAAUAAAACCGGUGUUCCGGUAUAUCUAAAAUUGCCUAAAGAAAUGGACAAUUUAUGUCCAGUAAAUGCCUUAUCUAAUUUCCUUUCUAUGCGACCUAAAACACAGGGCCCUCUAUUCAUUCAUAACGAUAGUUCACCAGUAACGAGAACUCAAUUUUCAGCAGUUUUGUCGAAAUGCGUUUUAAGAGCCCGCUUGUCAUUUGGAUGUUGUUACAAAACUCAUAGUUUUAGAAUUGGCAGAGCUACUGAUCUCGCCAUUAUGGGCGUUCCUGCAAAAGCUAUAAUGAAAGCCGGUAGAUGGAAUAGCGAUUGUUACAAAUUGUACAUUAGAUAAAAAUAUAUAUAUAUAUCAUUUGAUAAAAAAAAUAACUUUUCAUAAGCUAUUUCGGGCAGUUUGUAUUUUGAUUUCAAGACAUGUUUAUUCUAUAUUUAGACAUCUGGGUCAUCGGGGACUCGAUCCCGUACUGGGCAGGCAAUCAUGCAAUACAAACUGGGAAGAAAAAUUUGAGACUACCAGGACAAACAAUUGCAUGGCUAGGGGUUCGAGGUCUGCGAUGGUCCACACUUCGACGGGAAAUUGAAGCUAAGGUUCUCCUAUCACCUGCUCCAUCGUUAAUACUUAUUCAUUUAGGUGGUAAUGAUUUAGUUCACUCUCAUGCCUAUAAUAUUAAAGG
Ruditapes philippinarum (Manila clam) is the source of this 1786-nucleotide messenger RNA. RefSeq lists its product as uncharacterized. Bases 197 to 595 code for a protein of 132 amino acids. The record is from RefSeq and is a predicted model, not a curated record. The transcript is spliced from 2 exons. Lineage: Eukaryota; Metazoa; Mollusca; Bivalvia; Venerida; Veneridae.